Lolium rigidum is the source of this 4344-nucleotide messenger RNA. Its product is annotated as ABC transporter G family member 41-like. Gene Ontology annotation, cellular component: membrane. NCBI's taxonomy places the organism in Eukaryota, Viridiplantae, Streptophyta, Magnoliopsida, Poales, Poaceae. The transcript is spliced from 22 exons. The coding region runs from base 1 to 4344 and encodes 1447 amino acids. Gene Ontology annotation, molecular function: ABC-type transporter activity; ATP binding; ATP hydrolysis activity. The record is from RefSeq and is a predicted model, not a curated record.
AUGAGCAGCAAGGUGGUGGAGAUGGGCGAGGCAGAGCAAGAAGAGAUAGUAGAUCAUGAGUCGGAGAAGAAGGAGGCGGCGUCAGCCGCGAGCAGGCUGCAACUGUCGUCGUCGUCGCUGAGGGAGGCGCUCUCCUCCACCUCCUCUCUGUCCAGGCUGUCCUUGUCCCUCUCGCUGAGAGAGCAGCACCACGACGAGGAAGUCGAGCUCAAAUGGGCGGCCAUCGAGCGGCUGCCAACCAUGGACAGGCUCCACACCUCGCUGCCUCUCCAUGCCGCCAAGGCCAAUGCGGCCGACGGCGGCGCUCGUCGGCUCGAGCCGGUGGACGUGCGGAGCCUGGGCGCGGCGGAGCGGCGGGAGCUGGUGCACGCCCUCAUCGCCGACAUCCACAAGGACAACCUCCGCCUGCUCCGGCACCAGCGCCGCCGGAUGGACAGCGUGGGCGUGCGCCAGCCCACCGUGGAGGUGCGGUGGCGGAACGUGCGCGUCGAGGCCGAGUGCCAGGUCGUCGACGGCAAGCCGCUCCCCACGCUCCUCAACUCCGCCGUCUCCACCCUCUCCGUAAUUCCUUGCAAACGUAACCAAGAAAGGAUCCAAAUCCUCAAAGAUGUCACCGGCAUCCUCAAACCCUCCAGGAUGACCCUACUCCUUGGACCCCCAGGCUGCGGCAAAACCUCCCUCUUGCUAGCACUUGCAGGGAAGCUCAAUAGAAAUCUCAAGGUAACAGGAGAAAUUGAAUACAAUGGUGUCAAGCUGCAAGAUUUUGUUCCCGAGAAGACGGCAGCGUACAUUGGUCAGUAUGAUCUUCAUGUCCCUGAGAUGACUGUCCGGGAGACGCUCGACUUCUCUGCAAGAUUCCAGGGCGUCGGCAGCAGAGCAGAAAUCAUGAAGGAAGUUAUUAGGAGGGAGAAGGAGGCCGGGAUCUCCCCUGACCCUGACAUAGAUACGUACAUGAAGGCAAUAUCUGUGGAAGGUUUGGGAAGAAGCAUGCAGACAGACUACAUUAUGAAGAUCAUGGGACUUGACAUAUGCGCUGAUGUACUGGUGGGAGAUGCCAUGAGAAGAGGUAUUUCAGGUGGUGAGAAGAAAAGGCUAACCACAGGAGAGAUGAUAGUAGGACCCUCAAAAGCUCUCUUCAUGGAUGAAAUAUCAACUGGGCUGGACAGUUCUACCACCUUCCAAAUUGUUACUUGCCUCCAACAGCUAGCUCAUAUAUCAGAGUCUACCAUACUGGUCUCACUUCUUCAACCAGCACCAGAGACUUACGACCUUUUUGAUGAUAUUAUCUUGAUGGCUGAAGGACAAAUCGUAUAUCAUGGCUCUAAGAAUUACAUUAUGAGUUUCUUUGAAUCAUGUGGAUUUAAGUGCCCUGAAAGAAAAGGAUGCGCUGACUUUCUUCAAGAGGUACUAUCAAAAAAAGAUCAACAUCAAUACUGGAGCUCCGAAGAGAAAUAUAAGUUUUUUACAGUUGAGCAAUUCUGUGAUAAGUUCAAAGCAUCCCAAAGCGGUCAGAAUCUUGCUGAGGAGCUUUCAAUGCCGUGUGACGAAUCGAAAGGACACAAGAAUGCCCUGUCUUUCAGUAUCUACUCAUUAUCCAAGUGGGAUCUCCUCAAGGCAUGUUUUGCACGGGAGCUCCUUCUUAUGAAAAGGAAUUCCUUCCUCUAUAUAUCAAAAACUAUUCAGCUUGGACUACUUGGUGUUAUUACUGGAACAGUAUUUCUGCGCACGCGUAUGGGUGUUGACCGAGUUCAUGCUAACUAUUAUAUGGGUUCGCUCUUCUAUGCGCUCGUGCUGCUGAUGGUGAAUGGUUUCCCUGAGCUGGCCAUGGCACUUAACAGACUCCCAGUCUUCUACAAACAAAGAGAUUACUACUUCUAUCCUGCAUGGGCUUAUGCAAUACCAUCUUUUAUUCUGAAGAUUCCAGUUUCUUUAGUUGAGUCAGUGGUUUGGACAUCAAUAUCCUACUACUUGAUUGGUUAUACUCCGGAAGCAUCCAGAUUUUUCUGUCAGCUUCUAGUCCUCUUCCUUAUCCACACUGCAUCAUUAUCAAUGUUUCGAUGUGUUGCCUCGUACGGUCAAACGAUGGUGGCUGGUUCAGUCGGUGGUACACUGGCAUUUCUAGUCUUGCUUUCGUUUGGAGGUUUCUUAAUUCCUCGCCCCUUUCUUCCUAAUUGGCUCAAAUGGGGAUUUUGGCUCUCUCCAUUGUCAUAUGCUGAGAUAGGCUUAACUGGAAAUGAGUUUUUGGCAUCAAGAUGGUUGGAGAGCACGGUAUCUGGUGUAACACUUGGAAGGAGGAUACUAAUGGAUCGAGGGCUAGACUUCUCCAGCUACUUCUACUGGAUCUCAGUUGGAGCAAUGAUUGGGUUUAUUUUAUUAUUCAAUGUGGGCUUUGCUAUUGGCUUGACUAUUAAAAACCGAACUUCUCGAGCUAUAAUCUCUCGCAAUAAGCCUAACACAUUGGAUGGAAGAGGCCAAGAUAUCUCCAAGGAUACGAAAAAUGGGAUGCCUAAGUUACAAGCAGAAACUGCGUUGACACCUAAUAGGACUGGGAGGAUGGAAAUGAGGGAGCAUGGUUACAUGGAAAGGAAACUACAACUACUCCACAAUAUCACAGGAGCAUUCCAGCCAGGGGUUCUCUCGGCACUCAUGGGGGUUACUGGAGCUGGAAAAACAACACUCCUUGAUGUUCUUGCUGGAAGGAAAACAGGCGGUGUUAUUGAAGGGGAUAUAAGAAUAGGAGGUUAUCCCAAAAUCCAAGAAACUUUUGCUAGGAUAUCAGGCUACUGUGAACAGACAGAUGUUCAUUCCCCCCAAAUCACAGUUGGAGAGUCAGUAGCAUAUUCAGCCUGGUUGCGCCUUCCACCAGAAAUUGAUUCAAAAACAAGAAAUGAAUUUGUCAAUGAAGUUCUUGAAACAAUUGAGCUGGACGAAAUUAGGGAUUCUUUGGUUGGAGUACCAGGUGUAAAUGGUCUAUCAACAGAGCAACGGAAACGCCUCACUAUUGCAGUUGAGCUCGUGUCUAACCCUUCAAUUAUAUUCAUGGAUGAGCCAACAUCAGGAUUGGAUGCGAGGGCAGCUGCUAUUGUUAUGCGUGCAGUGAAGAACGUUGCAGACACAGGUCGAACAGUUGUGUGCACCAUUCACCAACCAAGUAUCGAGAUAUUUGAGGCAUUUGAUGAGUUAAUGCUGAUGAAAAGGGGUGGAGAGUUGAUCUAUGCUGGGCCACUUGGACACCUUUCGUGUGAGGUCAUAAGGUAUUUCCAGGCUUCUUCGGAUGGUGACCCUGGGGUGGUUGUCUCAUCUGUAGAACGCCCUGCAAAGCAAUCAGUCUACCUAUGUGUCAAGGGGGAGGAAAGGGUCUUCUCCCUCCACUCUGAUCUGUGGUCUGGGGACCAUCAGAUCCUUCCGGCGGAAAACCUGGCGCUCGAGUUGACCUUCACUCCUGCCGAGCUCGAUGAGGUCCUUCUCAGCAUGAGGCCGGAUUCCGCGCCUGGGCCGGAUGGGUUGCCGGUUACCUUCUUCAAGCGAUUCUGGGGAAUCCUGCGAGAGCCCAUCCUCAAGAUCCUGAACGACUUCGUUUUGGGGAGGGUGGAUAUCGCGCGGCUGAACUUUGGAGUCAUCACCCUGAUCCCAAAGGUUAAGGGGGCGGACACGAUCAAGCAGUUUAGGCCUAUAGCGCUUAUCAAUGUCAUCUUCAAGUUUGUGGAAAAGGCGUGUCUGCAUGAGGGGGUGCUCGCCCUGCACGAAAUUGCACACGAGCUCCAUGCCAAGAGGCUUGGGGGCCUCCUGCUUAAACUCGACUUUGAGAAGGCCUACGAUAGGGUGAACUGGGAUUUCCUCCGUGAGAUUUUACAGCGCAAGGGUUUUUCGGACAUGAAUGUCCACAGGUUAAUGCAGCUGGUCAUGGGAGGCCAGACUGCUAUCAAUGUCAAUGGAGAGGUGGGACCUUUCUUCCAUAACGCGAGGGGUGUGCGGCAGGGGGACCCCCUCUCGCCGAUCAUGUUCGACUUCCUCGUGGAUGGCCUCGCAGCGAUGCUGGCCAAGGCUAACUCGGCUGGCCACAUCCGUGGGGUCGUCUCUCACCUCAUCCCAGGGGGGGUGACGCACCUUCAGUAUGCAGACGACACCCUUGUCAUGAUUGAGCCCUCGGACCUAGGGAUUGCGAACCUUAAAUUUCUCCUGCUAUGCUUUGAGAACAUGUCGGGUCUUAAGAUCAAUUUUGACAAGAGCGAGGUAUUCGUGACAGGGGUCACGGAACCGGAGCAGCGUAGGGUUGCGCACAUGCUCAACUGCAAACUGGGCAAGCUCCCGAUGAAGUACCUUGGUAUACCGAGGAAAGAUUGA